Molecule: messenger RNA, 1389 nt
Organism: Trichobilharzia regenti
Lineage: Eukaryota; Metazoa; Platyhelminthes; Trematoda; Strigeidida; Schistosomatidae
Source: the annotation of a GenBank genome assembly
AUGAUUUCAAGGAAGCGAUCAUAUACAUCACGUUCUCGUUCCAAGUCAUCUGGAUUCGGUUCCCCAAGACGAAAACAUAGAUCCAGAUCCAAGGAACGCUAUGCACCUUAUUCUUCAAUGUGGGAAAGGAGUAGAGAGAGAUCUCAUUCAAAGAAAUUCGACUGUAGUCCUCGACGCUCAGUCAGCCCUGCUGAACAAAAGUCGAGGUUCUCAAGACUUAAGAAACCUGAAAUACAAUCAAGUAUAAAUCCGAUCACAGAUUUUCAGACUGGAGGUGUAAGGAGUACUACACGUCGUUCACAUUCACCAAUAACUUUGACAGAACGUUUUACUCGACUUACUAAUUCAGGGACAGCUGUUUACAAUAAAUGCAGGUAUGGUCGUUUUGGAGAUAACCAUCGUCUUCCACACCUUAUACUUACUAAUAAUACAAAACUGCCUCCAGCCACGCUAAUGCGUCAGGCAAAGGAAAUCUCAAUUGUUAUAGAACGCACUUUUCCAGUUGAUGUGAAUUUAUCAACUUUGGAAAAGUCCGGAACAUUUGAUGUUCCAAUUAGUGAAGUAAAAAUACCACGUCGUCCGAACGAAGGUCAUAAAGCUAUUUUUGAUCUUCCUGGAAUCAAAUUUUACAACACUGUAGCUGAUGAAGCUCUCAUAUACAAACGUUUAUCAGAUACAAUUUCAUCUGCAAGUUCACGAAAACCCAAUCAUUCGGAAACCAAACGAGAAAGUGAGUAUCAUGACAUAAGUCAUUUUACAGGUCCUGGUCGAUUUUAUGGCAGUCGUGUGGAUGAACGCUUAAUGGAUUCAAAGCGUACUUAUCCCUUGGAUCCUUCAGAAACUCCGAGAGGUCAAUCCUAUUAUCUCCAUGACGACCGAGCAGACGAUGGAUAUGGAACGAGACGCCGAUUAAACAAUUCUCGAUCUGAACGUUUAUAUUCUUCCAGCUAUCAACGAGAUCGUCGAUCCCGUCGCCCUUCACCCUCACCAACCCGAUCACGCCCAUCGCGUUCCGAUUUAACAUCGAAAAAGUGGCUCCAUGAUAAGUUCGAGGAGAUAGAAAAAGACAAUUCAUCGCAAAAACCAGUCCCAAUGCCUGUCCCUGCCCCAAAACCGAUCCUAUGGUCUACAAUUGGAAAAGAAAUCAAUGGCAAGAAAACUGUCCUAAGUGAUGAUCAAAACUAUAGUCCAAAUAGUGCAGCUAAUCAAUCUCCAAUAACUGAUAGUAAUGACAAUCCAAUUGGUUCACCUGUGACGAAGGCACAAACAGAUGUGAGCAAUACCCAGGUUAACAGUAAUACCAAGGUAUCCAAUAAAGAUGAUCAAUACAAUAGUGAGGUUAUUCAUUUAGAUGUGGAUCAAGUGUUUGAUGAAAGUAUGGAACAAUGA